AUGGAUCCGUAUGAUAGCGACUCCAGUGCAGACGAGGAUCUCACCGAGACCAAUGUCCUGCUGGGUUACGCCGACGAGGAUGUGAUUGAAGACACAAUCAGCCAUCUGGGUGGGUGGCCAUCAUGGAUCGACGAAAACACUCCACCCCCGGGCGAUUACGCCAACUGCAAAGUGUGCAAUAGCCCGAUGCUCCUCCUUCUCGAAUUGCACGGCGAUCUGCCCGACCAUUUCCCCAACAAUGAGCGCCGCCUGUACAUAUUCGGAUGCCCUCGGAAACCAUGUAAUCGCAAGCCAGGCAGUAUACGGGCAUACCGUGCUACUCGCAAGGUCAGUCUCCCCGGCCUACCCCUGCCACAGCCGCAGGAGAAGAAAAAGCAGCCGCAGCCGCAGCAGCAGCCACAGGAGAAGUCUAAGCCAACACUGGAUCCUGUCGCACCGCCCAAACCCAAGCUGGACCUGGGAGCAAGUCUUUUUGGUGCGACGUCGUUGACGAGCAGUGUCUCCGCGAAUGCGAACCCAUUCUCGCUCACUCCUAGUUCCAGCUCUGCGGCUGCGGGGGCGGGCGCCAAUCCAUUUGCGAUGCCUAAGCCAGCAACGCCCGCUACCCAAUCUCCUGCCACGACUUCCGCGGACAAGCUUGCUGAAACAUUCGCCGAUAAGGUCCGGAUUUCUUCGCCCGCCCCCAUCAGCGCCUCUGGGACUGCGACCAAGCAGACUCCCGAGUCAAUGGGCGCCCAGGCGCCGUGGCCCGCGCAAUCUGCCUUUCCGGCGCCUUAUCAAAAAUACUACCUCGACGCUGAGUACGAGACCAUGUCACGGCCCUCCACACCUACGGUCCCUGAGAACGUCAGCGUUGAGCCAAUGGAAGAGGAAGGUGCCGGUGGCGAGGGCGACGCUGACAUGAAAGACACGUUCGAGUCCGGGAUGGAUAAAGCGUUCAUGAAAUUCUCUACCCGACUUGCGCACAAUCCCGAGCAGGUCCUCCGCUACGAAUACCGCGGAACACCCCUUCUUUCGUCUUAUACAGAUCAAGUCGGCAAGCGUUUGCAUCCAGAGCACAGCGCCGGUCGAGUCACGACUGUUGGAGGCGGGAGCAUGCCUCCCUGCGAGUACUGCGGUGCGUCUAGGGUAUUUGAGGUGCAAUUGGUGCCUCAUGCUAUUUCCAUGCUUGAGGACGGCCGUGAAGGCGUUGGACUCGGAGAGGGUGAUGCAGGCAUGGAAUGGGGCACGAUCAUCAUGGGUGUCUGUGGACAGGAUUGUGCACCUGAAAAGAUUGGACAGCUUGGCUGGCGGGAAGAAUGGGCCGGCGUUCAAUGGGAGGAGAUGAAAUGA
Molecule: messenger RNA, 1332 nt
Organism: Penicillium diatomitis
Lineage: Eukaryota; Fungi; Ascomycota; Eurotiomycetes; Eurotiales; Aspergillaceae
Product: small subunit rRNA maturation protein TSR4
Exons: 2
Coding region: 1-1332 (443 amino acids)
Biological process (GO): maturation of SSU-rRNA
Cellular component (GO): cytoplasm
Source: RefSeq, a predicted model, not a curated record